Ilex paraguariensis (yerba mate) is the source of this 5594-nucleotide messenger RNA. Lineage: Eukaryota; Viridiplantae; Streptophyta; Magnoliopsida; Aquifoliales; Aquifoliaceae. The record is from the annotation of a GenBank genome assembly.
UGGCUAUGAAUGAGAAAAUUAAGACAUUUCAUGACAAUCAUACUUGGGAUCUCACUUCUCUUCCGUUUGGUAAACAGACUAUCUGUUGUUCUUGGGUCUACCCUGUGAAAUAUCAUCCAAAUGGGUCUGUUGAGCGUUUGAAGGUAUGGUUAGUUUCUAAGGGCUACACCGGAACAUAUGAUGUUGAUUACUAUGUGACUUUCUCUCCUGUUGCUUGUUUUAACACUAUUAUAGUUCUUAUUUUUGUUGCAGUCUGUUGCGAUUGACAAUUGUAUCAACUAGACAUAAAGACUGCAUUUUUACAUGAAGAUUUAUAGGAGGAGGUAUAUAUGACUCAACCACCAGGUUAUGUUGUUACUGGUUAAGAACAAUUAGUGUGUCAGUUAAAGAGCAAUUUAUGGCUUGAAGCAAUCACUACGUGUUUGGUUUGAUAAGUUUAGCACUGUUCUGGUUCAGUUUGGUUUUCAGUGUUCUACUUCAGAUCAUUCAGUCUUCACUCAUCGGUUUUCUGCUGGCAUUAUCAUUUUUAUUGUGUAUGUCGAUGAUAUCAUCAUUAGCGAUAAUGACUCAAUGGUAUUGUCCAUUUCAAGGCCUAUUUAAGAAAGUAGUUUUACACCAAAGAUUUGGGCUUUCUUCGAUGCUUCCUAGGGAUUGAGGUUGUCUGAUCAAAGGAAGGUAUUAGUUUGUAUUAACGAAAGUACGUAUUAGACUUACUAUAUGAAAUUGACACUCUUGGUGCUCGUCCGGUUGAUAUGCCUAUGGAUUCUACAGUGAAGUUAGAUUUUGAGAGUGGCGAAGUAUUUGAUGAUAUAUGGUGUUAUUGGAGACUUGUUGGAAAGUUGAUUUAUCUCGCAGUUACACACCUUGAUAUUACAUAUGUUAUUAGUGUGGUUAGCCGGUUCAUGCAUGCUUCUGUAAGCCUCAUUGGGGGGCUGUUUGCCGUAUACUUCGAUACCUGUAAGGAGCUCUUGGGAAAUGAUUGUUAUAUCAUCCAUCAUCACCAAUAAUUGUUGUUGGUUUUUCUGAUGCUGAUUGGACUGGUAGUCAUGAUGAUAGAUGAUCUACAUCUGACUACAGGAUGUUUGUUAGAAAUAAUCUUGUUACCUAGCAUGGUUAGAAAUAGAAUGUCGUUGUGCAUUUUAGUGCGGAGGUUGAAUAUCGUGCUAUGACUUAUACUACUUCUGAGAUGUUAUGUGUUCAUUCUUUGCUCCGGGAUAUGAGACUUGAUGUUCCUUCUCCUGUGAAGAUGCAUUGUGACAAUCAAGCAACAGAUUUUCAUUGCAAGUAAUUCGGUAUUUCAUGAGCGUACCAAACGCAUUGAGGUGAAUUAUCAUUUCAUUUGAGAUCUAUUGAUGAAAAAGGAGAUCAUCACUCUAUAUAUCAAGUUUAAUGAUCAACUAGGUGACGUUCUUACUUAGUCAUCGGCUCGAUCGACCUUUAGGCAUUUUUGAUCUUUAUGUUCCAAGUUGAGGGAGAGCGUUAGAGUUCUUAUUUUAUUUAUUAAAUCAUAAGUCUAUUAGUGUAGGGUAAUAUUAGAAUUACCCAAAACAUUGCUCAGUGAUAACUAAGAUGGUGUAGGGCAACAUAGCUCAUACACAACUGAUUUUUUAUUCUUUGCCUCUUAUUCUCUUUGCUUUGUAUUUCUCUAACCUAAAAUCAAUUUAUUGUUUUCAAUUAUCUUCUAUAUCUAUUCCUCAGGGUUAGAAAUAAGCUCUUACUGAUCCAAAGUGACGAGAAGCUAUGGUAGAGGAAAUUAGAGCUCUAGAAAAGAAUGACACAUGGGAAUUAGUUCCACUUCCUGUUGGAGCAAAAGCAGUUGUGUGUAAAUGGGUGUUCACUGUCAAACAAUACGCCGAUGGUUCAGUAGACAGAUACAAGACAGGAUUGUUGUUAAGGGAUUCAUUCAAACACAUGGCAUUGAUUAUCAGGAGACUUUUGUCUCUAUGACAAAGAUGAACUCCAUACAUGCCCUUUUGUCCCUUGUAGCUAAAUUUGGGAUGGAGUUUGCAACAGUUGGAUGUGAAGAAUUCCUUUCUUCAUGGAGACUUGGAGGACGUGAUAUAUAUGGAGAUUUUACCUGACUUUUCAUUACCGGUAACUGAAGGAAAGAUGUGUAAGUUGAAGAAGUCAUUUUAUGGGUUGAAGCAAUCACCUAGAGCCUGGUUUGAUAGGUUUCUCAAAGUCGCGUUGAAAUUUGGAUAUAAUUAGAGUAAUGUUGAUUAUACUAUGUUUAUCAGAUAGGUAGAUGACAAAAUAACAAUAAUCAUGUAUAUGUAGAUGACAGUGAUAACUGGGAAUAAUGUGAAUGAAAUCACCAAACUGAAAGUUCAGUUGAUUAAGGAGUUUGAGAUUAAAGAGUUGGGUCCAUUGAGAUAUUUUCUUGGGAUUGAGGUUGUUAGUUCAGACAAAGGUGUUUUUAUCUCUCAAAGAAAAUAUGUCGUUGACCUACUUGAAGAAACAGGUAUGUUAGGAUGUAGACCUACAGAUUCUCCUAUUGAAGUCAAUCAUCGAUUGGUGGGAAUAUUGAUAUCUCUCUCAUACUCAGCCAGAUAUUGCCUAUGAAGUGGGAGUUGUAAGUUAAUUCAUGCAUGAUCAUCGAGUCUCUCAUCUUGAAGCUGUUCAUUGUAUUUUGAGGUAUCUCAAGUCAGUCCCAAGGAAAUGGAUCUUGUUCUCUAAUAAUGGUUACUUGAAACUAAAAACAUCAUUGAUGCAGACUAGGCAAGUUCAAUAGAUGACAAAAGAUCCACUUUAGGCUACUGCACCUUGAUUGGUGAAAAUAUUGUCACAUGGUGAAGCAAAAAGCUAGCAAUAGUAGCUUGGUCUAAGUGUAGAGGUUGAAUACCGAGCUAUGACCCAUGGAGUUUGGGAGGCUAUGUGGCUCCAAAUUCUAUUGAGUGAGCUCAGAAUUCGUGGUGAUGGGCCUAUGAGACUAUAUUGUGAUAAUAAGGUAGUUAUCAACAUUGCACAAAAUCUAUUUUAACGUGAUAGAACUAAACAUGUUGAGAUUGAUUGCACUUCAUCAAAGAGAAGCUGAACAAGGGUUUGAUUUGCAUAUCCUUUAUGAAAUCAGAAAAUAAGUUGGCAGAUGUCUUCACAAAGGGACUUAGUAGCAAAGUUUUUCAUCCUAUCAUCUGCAAGUUGGGCAUGAGAGACAUUUAUGCAUAGGGGGAAUGUUAUGUUAUCUAUAAUAUAAAAUAGGGCAGACUUCAAUAAGUCUAUUCGACGGUCUCAAAUAAACUUAUCCAACAGCCUCUAACAUCUCUCUCAAAACCAUUCAUAUUGAAUUCCCUCCAUACCAAAUCCAUCACUUCUCACUUACGUUGUACCGUGCUUUCAGGCACGGAUUACCCUUAGUGUUAUGUUAUAUUAUGAUGUAACCUUUAAGGGUAUUUUUGGUACUCCCUAAGAAACACUACUCUCUUUCUCUUAAUCUCUUAUUUGUUCUUUGUCCGAAGUCCUUGUGGUUAUUGCUUCAAAGAUUAGGAGUCUGCUUGAUAGUACUUUAAGUAGGAAAUGGUUUUCUUAUCUUUUUUUUUGGGUAAGUGUGGUUUUUUAUCUCAAGGAAAGGUAGAAUUUGGUUUUUUUCAUCGUAAGGAAUUGUGGGAGAAGAACUUGCUGUGGCAUUUGGCUAUAGAACUUAAGUGGUUGGGAUUCUAAUCAUAGUCUCCACUUUGUCCAUUUGGAUAGAUUUAUAUGGAAGGUUUAGGUUUCGUUAUAACAAUGCUUUGGCUUAAUUGCGACUUAUAAUGAGGUUCGCACUAACAAAAAUUCCCCUGGCUAAAAGGCCCUUCAUCGCUCUUAGCAUUUGUUUGUUCUUUGCAAGAAAGAUACUGUAAGCCAUCUUCUUUCUAUUGUUUCUCCCUCACUUCCACUAUCUUAAUUCUUAUAUGUGGCAAGGGCUAUAUGUUCUAGCUACGUCGCUGUGGUUCCCUUUGGAGAGGCUUUGGUAUAAAAGAGGGAGCUAAGAAUCUUGGCAUUGAAUAACAUGAUUAGUUUAGGUUAUUUGGUUGAAUGUAAAUGCUAAUUUUUGAACGUAAACGAUCUUCAAAUAAAGAGAUGCAGGAAUUUAAUUUUUUGUUUGAGAAAUGGUCUGAAUGAUUGGAUUCUAGAUUUCUAGCUAUCAUCUUUCAGUUGCAAAGUAAGGCUGUUCAUGUGCUUCUAGGCCUUAUCCUUGUUCGUUGGAUAUUGAAAUCUGAUGGACAUUCUUUUGGAUUUAGGUCAGCCAGGUAUUGGAGGAAGUGUUAUUAUUUUGCAGAAAAACAAUGCUAGCAUUCUUUUAGAUUUGUUGGUACCAAUUCAAAUGAUGAAUUCACAAAAUUUGAAUUCUCAUAAAAGGCUUUAUAGAAAUGAUCUCCUUGGUUUUAUUCAAGUGUUUGGUUCAUUCCAUUUUUUCUGAGGUGAACAAAGUCUAGGGUUCUUCACCAUGCUCAUCUCUUGACACAGAUAUGAUAUGCUUGACUUUUAGUCCGCAAAUGAGAAAUCUGGCUUCUUAGUUCACGAUGAUUGAUUCCUUUAGACCUGUCAAAAGGUCAUUUCGCACUUUGCAGUUUCUGCUAUGGUUUGCUCGGGUCUUGUAUUUUGCUUCCCCUUUGGAAUUCUUGUUUCCAGUUUUGAGCUGUUUCUCGUCCUUUCUUUGAUACUUUACCUUGUGCAUCUUUUCCUUUCAUGUUGUUCUGAAUUUUGUCCUAGCAAAACUAAGAAAAUUAAUUAAAUAGUACUGCAAUAUAGUAGCAUAAUUUUUUUUAUAUACCCUCCCCUUUUAUGGAAAUACAAAUUUACUAGUCAUUUUCAUUUUUCAAUCCUAUGUCACUACCCAUUGUUUCAUGGUUGAUACUUACUGCAGGUCUGAAGUUUUAAGCGUCGUAAUCCGCCCUUCUAAUCAACUCAAGAUCACUUUCUUAGAGAAAGAUAACACUGAUGUGGCAAGCCACGUCAGUGCUACAUGCAUGAUGGCUUGCCUGAAAUAUCACAGUGGGGAUCCAAGGAAGUCAUGGUUUGGAUCCUUGUGCCGUGUGAGUUACAUGGUCUCACUGGUCACUGGUGUUCAUGGUGCCACAAAGUUGCGGGUACCCUUGGUGCCAGGAGUGUUCCACCUCCUCACAUCUCCCAAGAGCGGCACUGGCCAACUAUUCUCAUCGAAUGAGGGUUCGUACCCACAAUUCCCAAGUGAGGGUCAUGUGCCUCUUAAGAUAAUUAACAAAGAGGAAAUGUAUUCCUACCUUGUUAGCGAUAUGCCCAAACUUAUUCGUCUCUUAAAGGUGGCUCUGAGGUGUAUUGCUGACUUCGAUCAUCUCACAGAGGACUUGGCCCAUGCCAAAGAUAUAACUGAUUUAGGCUCGUUGAAGGAGGCAGCAAAGAUAUUUGUUCCGGGCGGGGCAACUCUAUACUCUGCACGCACAAUAAAAAUCAAAGAAGACGAAGGGUUCAUGACAUAUUACUUCUACGAGUUUGGUAGAGAUGAACAGCAUGUUGCACUAGUAGCUGCUGUUAACAGUGGAAAGGCAUAUAUUGCUGGAGCAGCAGCUCCCCGGUUUAAGUGGGAUGCUGAUGGUGUGAAACUUCGUUCAGCGGCUGUAUCACUGACAGUUUUGUAA